This is a messenger RNA of Prorocentrum cordatum, 3502 nucleotides long. NCBI's taxonomy places the organism in Eukaryota, Dinophyceae, Prorocentrales, Prorocentraceae. The record is from the annotation of a GenBank genome assembly.
GCCGACGUCGAGCUCACGGCGGGUGCUCUCGCGCUGGCGGGAGGAGCUGGACGUCGCGCAGCGGGCCAAUCGGUGCUUGCUGGGACUCCGCCAGCUCUAUCGUGGGACGUUGGGCGACGAGCUCCUGCAUCCUGGGGAGAUCUGGGGUCAGGGGCCACUGCCCAGCACCAUGGACGGGGACCUCUCGAGGCGUGUGCUGGAGGAGGUACGUCGCCUACCACCGCCUCCCUCGACGCCCGAGCAAGGAGCCGCGAUCCUGCGGCUGCGCCCCGCCGCUACGGCGGCGGAGAACCAAUCCCGGUCGACCUAUGCCCAACGGUUGGCCGAGCUGCGGAGGAGGUGUGCUGGUGGACAGGUACGACUGCCAGACCGGGGCGAGACGUUUCCCGCCCAUUGGGAGCGGGUCGCUCUUCCCCCUCCAGGCUCAAUGCCGGUGAGUGCGAGGUCUGUGUCGCCGAGAGUGGCUCAGAUGCUAGACGAUUUUCGGAGGGAGAUGCUGAAGGAGGACGGCGAGGAGUGCGUCAGGGCCGCGGAGGUGAAGAAUUACGUGGACCCGCACUUCCGCCGCAAGAAGGACAUGCUGAUGCUGGCCAAGCGCAUGGCGCUGGCUGGGAUGCUGUGCCGCUGCGAAUCGAAGGUGGACGAGGUCGGGCUCUUCUGUGUGGUGAAGAAGGCCGAGGUCGUGGACGGCGAGCCCUUGGUGUCGUUGCGUUUGGUUUUCGACCAGCGGCGGUCCAACCUACGCUGGCGGGCGCCGCCGUGGUGUGCCAUGGGCGGGGUCAGUGCCAUGUCGUUUUUGGACGUGUCCGAGGAGAUGACGGAGGAGGGCGCUCGAAUGGUUUUUGGUACUGGCGACCUCCCCGACUUCUACUACACGCUGGAUUUGGGCGAGGCGAUCGCGCCCUACUUUGUGCUGCCUGGAGUCCGAUCUUCGGAGCUUCUCGACGUUCUCCCCUCGGACGCCCGCCUGAGCGGGUCAGGCGAGCACGUUGGUGUACGUGUGGCGCUGAUGGGUUUCUCUUGGGCCUGCUGGAUGGCCCAGACGACUAUGGAGGACCUGUUCAACUCUGGUCCCUCCAUGGGGAUGCCCGCCCUUGCCGAGGAGCAGCGUCUGGCAGAAGGGGGCCCGCUGCCCCUGAUCAGUCGGGAGGUGCCUGCGGCGCACUACGAGUACAUCGACGACUUCGGCAUCAUCGGGGUGGACUACCCUCCCAUUGCCGACGCCGAGCCGCCCACGCAGGUCAGGGACAUCUGGUUGGGAGCCAAGUACUUGGUGAACGCCGCGGGUUUCAAUGUGCACAAGGACGACUGCUCGGGACAGGCCCGGAUGAUCGGUGGAGACUUCGUGGGCACACGCCUAGCCCCGAACCAGGACAAGAUGUGGCUGGCCGUGGCCGGGGUGAGCGAGAUCCUCAAGCAGAGGUCGGAGUUCCCGGACGCUGUGGCCAAGAUCGUGGGUAUCCUGUCCUGGGGCUUCUUGAUCACUCGAGGGGCCCUGAGCGUCUUCUCGGAGGUCUAUCACUGGUGCAUGGAGUUCCGAGGGGGCCCCCGCCGUCGGCUGCCCGACGAGGUCCUCCGCGAGCUGGCUGUGGCAGCGGCUGUGGUGCCGCUGGUGUCUGUCGACCUGGCCAUGCCCUGGGACCCCACGGUGACGAUGUUCGACGCGAGCCUCUACGGCGGGGCCAUCAUCUCGGCCCAGGCCGACAUCCAGGAGAUGCGUCGAGAGGCGCCGAAGGAGCGACUGCAGGGCGAGACCGUGCUGCCCGCCGACACGGGUCAGGUGAUCGAGGAGUUGGCGGACAUCGCGGAGGAGGAUCCCUUCGCGCCGCUACGGCUGGGUCGGACCGUGAGGGCGAAGGUGCUGCGCUUCUUUCACCUCUGCAGCGGCCACACGCGGUCGGGCGACUUGGAGUUCUGGCUCGCUCGUCUCGCGGCCAGUCGGGGGUACGUGGUGCAGUGCACGAACGUGGACAUCGGGUUCGGGCCAGAGUUCGACCUGUCCGAGGAGGUGAACGUGCGGAGGCUGGAGCUGCUCGCCGAGCUGGAGGUGGAUGGAGGCCAUGCUGGACCCUCGUGCGCUACGUGGUCGAGGGUGCGCUUCCAGCCAGGAGGACCCCCUCCUGUGCGCCUCCGCUCACACCCGUGGGGCCGCCCCGGUCUUCAUGGCGCCGACCUGAGGAAGGUGGAGAUGGGCUCGGCGCAGCUGUUGAGCAGCCUGCGCGUGCUCAAGGCGAUCGCUCUACGAGGUGGCUCAGUCUCGCUGGAGCAUCCUGCCGACCCGGGGAAGCCUCCGUUCCCCUCGAUCUUUGCAACGCCCGAGGUGCUGGAGUGGGAGGAGGUUCUCGGUGCCUACAGGGUGACCUUUCCUCAGUGCAUGUGGGGCUGCCCCGCACUCAAGUUGACCACUAUCUCGGGGACAGCCAAGGACCUGCAGCGGCUCAUUCGCCCAUGUAUUCACAAGAACCACACGGCGAGCCUGUGCGGGAAGGACGAGACGGGGCGUUUCAGAACGCGGGUAGCUCAGGCUUACUCGUCCGACCUCUGCCGCGUGCUGGCCGAGUGCCACCUGGACGCGAUGCUGGACGGGCGCGAGCGGCGCGAGGCGGAGUUCACCGAGAGGGCCGUGGAGCUGCUGAUCAAGGAGACGCUCGAGCGGAGGCGGCGCAACAUACGGGACAUCGACGUGCUGCCUGCCUCUUUCCUGGAGACCUCGGAGGCUGGGCUCUCGCUUCUGCCCUACUCGGUGGGCAAGAAGACGGCCCUCAACUGCUACGUGCCCAACGUGCGGCGCUUCCUGGAGUUCGCGCUGGACCUCGACCUGCCCAUGAUGAGCAGGGAGGAGAUCGACAAUUCCAUCCUGGUCUACCUAGACUACCUGGUCGAGGACGAGGAGGUGGGACCGCACAGGGGCGACUACGUGGUGCACGGCAUGGCGUUCGUUUGGCCUGAGCUGUCUACGGGCCUCCCGCGAGCCAAUCGGGCCCUGCGGGCGUGGCACAAGAUGCACGUGGCCGGCGAGGGUGGGCCUCAGCCACUCGAGGUGUGGGCUGCCCUGGACGAGGCCAUGAGGCUGGCCGGGUCCGUGGAGGCAGCAGAUGCAGCAGCGCUGGCGGUCGACGCCUACCUCCGCUCGGCGGAGGUCUUCGCGCUGCGAGUCGAGGACAUCAUCGACGCCGACGAUGACGUGGUGGCCAUCAAGCUGGGCGUGCAGGAGCGGAACGAGCGCACCAAGACGGGAGUGAGGCAGGGCGUGCUGAUCGACCGCCCGCACAUCGCCGACAUGCUGCGGGCGCGCAAGGCGGCCAAGAAGCCGGGCGAGCUGGUCUUCGGCUGCUCGGUGGAGGCCUACCGUCGUGCCCUACGGAAGGCCAGCGACGACAUCGGCAUCACCGCCUUCCCAGCCCACUCAGCGAGGCACUCGGGCCCCAGCCGCGACGCGGCGGAGGGCUAUCGGACGGUGUGGGCCAUCCAGCGGCGCGGCCGCUGGGCUUCUGAGAAGUCG